Messenger RNA from Vicia villosa (hairy vetch), 705 nucleotides. RefSeq lists its product as uncharacterized. The record is from RefSeq and is a predicted model, not a curated record. Bases 1 to 705 code for a protein of 234 amino acids. The transcript has a single exon. NCBI's taxonomy places the organism in Eukaryota, Viridiplantae, Streptophyta, Magnoliopsida, Fabales, Fabaceae.
AUGGAUCGUAGUUGGAUGAGAGCUAAUCGAUUAAGUGCUGAGUACAAACAUGGAGUGAUGCAAUUUCUACAGUUUGUUGAAAGUGAUGCGGAAAAAAAUCUUCCUCCUCUUGAAAGUAAUGCUGAAAAAAGUCUUCUCGUGCUUUUUCUCUGUCCAUGUGUUCGUUGUGCAAAUCAAGAACCAGAACUUAGUAAGAAAGAGAUCAUGAAUCAUCUAAUUUGUGUAGGGAUUUGUCAAAGUUAUACACAAUGGAUAUGGCACGGUGAAGUAGUAGCAAAGUCAAAUAUGUCCCAAAGAGAUAAUGUUAGUGUAGAAAUGGAUGAUCGUCUAGAAGACAUGAUGCGUGAAAUUGGACAAUAUUCGUUUAAGAGGGCACAUGCGUAUGAUACUUUAUGCAAUGACAAGGAUAAACCUUUGUACCCAGGAUGCACAAAUUUUACACGUUUGUCAGCCGUGUUAAAAUUAUUUAAUCUGAAGGCAAAUAACGGGUGGACUGAUAAAAGUUUUACCAAAUUGUUUGAAUUGUUGACACAAAUGCUUCCAGAAGGUAACAUAUUACCAAGUCGUUAUUACGAGGCGAAGAAAAUAUUGUGUCAGUUGGGUUUGGAGCAUGAAAAGAUACAUGCAUGCCCUAAUGAUUGUAUAUUAUACAGAAAAGAGUAUGUAAACUAUAAUCAUUGUCUGAAGUGCAAGGCGUCACAUUGA